GGUCGUUAAAUAUGUUAGUUUGCCUUGUGAUUUCGUCAGCGGUAACUGUGGUAGUGCGCGCGAAAUGUCUGGUUAAUUUAUUAUUGUGCAAUUGAGCUACCUGAUCAAAAUGCGGAGUUUAUUUAGAUAUGAUUUUAUAUCUGUUGUUUUUGGAUGUUUGGUGUUCACAACGACAGCACAGGCGCAGCUACUUCUCGGCGCGCUUCUCGGAGACAACCAAAAUAGUAACAACAACAAUCCCAACAUACCACUUAUCGGUGCCCUAGGUCUAGGAUCAAACAAUAACCAACAAACUCAAUUUAAUAGUAACCAAAAUCAAUAUUCAAAUAAUUACCCGAACAAUAAUUAUGCAAGUAGAAGUUUACUAUCAGCGCUAGGAGGUAAAGCAAAUGUUAACAGACCUAUCACGAACAGCUUAAAUAACUUCAACCGUUAUCCGAACACAGGCCAAACAAAUCAGAAUAAUAAUGUAAAUAACAUAAAGGACCAAAUGAAAGAAGCGGAGAAACUAUUGGAAAGGUUAAAAGAGCUGAAUAGGUUGAAAGAACAGCAAAAGUUGGAAACAGAAAAAGGAAGUCAAGGACAAGCGGGUACGAGUGAUAAUCCAAAAAUAGAUAAUAGUGACAACAAAAAUAAUAUUAUAAACGAUGACCAUCGGAGAACUGGUGUUCUGAAGUCAUUAACAAAGAAAAAGUUAUACUUUAAGGUGAUGCCAGUUGUACCAGAAAGUGAAGCGGCAAAAUAUGAACAAACUGUGUAUUAUGAGGAGUGAAGACUGAGGUAUUAUUUAGAUAUUCGC
Cydia fagiglandana is the source of this 799-nucleotide messenger RNA. Its product is annotated as homeobox protein 2-like. The record is from RefSeq and is a predicted model, not a curated record. NCBI's taxonomy places the organism in Eukaryota, Metazoa, Arthropoda, Insecta, Lepidoptera, Tortricidae. The coding region runs from base 110 to 772 and encodes 220 amino acids. The transcript has 2 exons.